AUGUUUGAGGUGCUGCAGCAGCUGCUGCAGCAGCGGUUUGAAGUGCUGCAGCAGCUGCUGCAGCAGCUGUUUGCAGUGCUGCAGCAGCUGUAUCCAGUGCUGCAGCAGCUGUAUCCAGUGCUGCAGCAGCUGUAUCCAGUGCUGCAGCAGCUGUUUCCAGUGCUGCAGCAGCUGUUUCCAGUGCUGCAGCAGCUGCUGCAGCAGCUUCUGCAGCAGCAGUUGCAGCAGCUUUUGGCUUCUUCAGUCCCAGCUGUAGCUUGGGAAGCUCCACUUGAAUUUGAAUUUGCGAAGCAGCAAACUGCGUCUUGGGCUCCACUUAAAGCCCUUUGGUUUCUUUCAUUUUGA
Molecule: messenger RNA, 345 nt
Organism: Eimeria tenella
Lineage: Eukaryota; Apicomplexa; Conoidasida; Eucoccidiorida; Eimeriidae
Exons: 1
Coding region: 1-345 (114 amino acids)
Source: RefSeq, a predicted model, not a curated record